CCUAAUUCUUAUUAGCAGUCCCAGCUGCCAGGCUGACUUCCCACCAUGCUGCACUUCACCUUUCCUCUUUCCAGGCAGAUUUUGCUGAAAAGGAGAAUCUUUUCCCCGUGUUGUAGGCGGCUGGCGGCGAUGUCUUCUCUACUCAUAAACCAGCCGCAGUAUUCCUGGCUGAAGGAGCUGGGACUGAGAGAAGACAACGACGGGGUGUACAAUGGGACAUGGGGAGGAAAAGGAGAGGUGGUAACAUCAUAUUGCCCUGCAAACAAUUUCCCUAUCGCUCGAGUUAGGCAGGCCACUCUUGAAGAGUACAAUGAAACAGUUAUCAAGGCUCAGGAGGCCUGGCAGGUCUGGGCUGAUGUCCCUGCUCCAAAACGUGGAGAAAUAGUGAGACAGAUCGGUGAUGCACUCCGAAAAAAGAUCAACGUUCUUGGAAAUCUGGUUUCUCUAGAAAUGGGAAAGAUUCUGGUAGAAGGUGUUGGAGAAGUCCAAGAGUAUGUUGACAUCUGUGACUAUGCAGUUGGACUUUCCCGUAUUGUCGGAGGACCCAUAUUACCUUCAGAAAGACCUGGGCAUGCCCUGAUUGAACAGUGGAAUCCUGUGGGUUUGGUUGGAAUUAUCACUGCCUUUAAUUUUCCAGUUGCCGUCUAUGGCUGGAAUAAUGCUCUUGCUUUGGUCUGUGGGGACGUCUGUCUAUGGAAGGGCGCACCAACCACAUCGCUUACCAGUGUGGCAGUAACAAAGAUAGUUGCUCAAGUUCUAGAAGACAAUAAAUUGCCUGGUGCAAUCUGCUCUUUGACCUGUGGUGGUGCCGACAUUGGCAAUGCUAUAGCGAAGGAUGAGCGUGUGGGUUUGGUUUCUUUCACUGGCAGCACAAACGUGGGGAAACAAGUAUCUUUGAAGGUUCAAGAAAGGUUUGGACGCAAGUUACUUGAGCUUGGGGGAAACAAUGCAAUCAUUGUGUUUGAAGAUGCUGAUCUUAAUUUGGUCACCCCAUCUGUCCUGUUUGCUGCUGUGGGUACUGCAGGUCAGAGAUGCACCACAGCCAGACGCUUGUUCUUGCAUGAAAGUAUCCAUGAUGACAUUGUUCAGAAACUCUCCAAAGCCUAUGCGCAAGUGCGUAUCGGGGACCCCUGGGAAUCUGACACGUUAUGUGGACCUCUACACACUAAGCAGGCUGUGGAAAUGUACCUUUCCGCCAUUGAGCAAGCAAAAUGUGAAGGUGGCACCGUUGUGUGUGGUGGUAAGGUAAUUGAUCGUUCAGGAAAUUUUGUUGAACCAACCAUCAUGACGGGCCUUGCUCAUGACUCCCCAAUCGUUCACAAGGAAACAUUUGCUCCGAUACUUUACGUUCUAAAAUUCAAGACUGAAGAAGAGGCUUUUGCGUGGAAUAAUGAGGUUAAGCAAGGUCUGUCGAGCAGCAUCUUUACAAAGGACUUGGGAAGGAUUUUCCGCUGGCUUGGGCCAAAGGGAUCAGACUGUGGUAUAGUAAACGUCAAUAUUCCAACCAGUGGAGCCGAAAUUGGUGGAGCUUUUGGUGGUGAAAAACACACAGGUGGUGGAAGAGAGUCUGGAAGUGAUUCCUGGAAACAUUAUAUGAGAAGGUCAACAUGUACCAUCAACUACAGCAAGAAUUUGCCAUUGGCACAAGGCAUAAAGUUCCAGUAAAUGUCCAGUAGGUGGCUGUCUAGUUAUAGAACAAUGUGGUGGAAAGCAUCAAGGUCAAUCAUUGCAGAUUGCAGACGUUUAUAUGAAAUGACUUCAUCAUUUCACAAUGAGAAAUUUCCCUAAUAAAACGUGGCACAAGUGUUCCUUACUCAAAUUUUUGCAGGGAAAAAUUUUAAUUUUCACUACAGAAGACAGACUGUCACAAUUGCUACAGCAGACAUUCACAGAGGAUCCUGUCAGGCUGCUGAAAAUUGCCAUCUCCUGUGUCUGUGGUCAUUAAUGUUUUAGCAGCUGAACACUGGAUAUGUUCUGGAGCUGACACAACGUUUGUACUUUUACUUGUUUAGUAAAAAAAUAAAUAAAUAAAUCUG
This is a messenger RNA of Rana temporaria (common frog), 2036 nucleotides long. It is a transcript of the gene ALDH7A1, whose product is annotated as aldehyde dehydrogenase 7 family member A1. The transcript has 18 exons. Gene Ontology annotation, molecular function: aldehyde dehydrogenase (NAD+) activity. Bases 46 to 1665 code for a protein of 539 amino acids. Lineage: Eukaryota; Metazoa; Chordata; Amphibia; Anura; Ranidae. The record is from RefSeq and is a predicted model, not a curated record.